Parnassius apollo (apollo) is the source of this 897-nucleotide messenger RNA. Lineage: Eukaryota; Metazoa; Arthropoda; Insecta; Lepidoptera; Papilionidae. The record is from the annotation of a GenBank genome assembly.
AUGAUUGCUACGAGGGAAAUUCUGGUGUUCGUUGCUUUUGCUACGUUGGUGCAGUGCAGUGGAACUGAUGAAAUCACGAAGAGAGGUAUAGACAAAGCUACUGGAGUGAAUACUAUUCCAACGGGAAUCCAGAAACCUGAAUAUACGUACAGCGCUUACUCUCAAAACUCUAAUGGACAAAGUAGUUUACCUAGUCAAAAUUACCAAACCCAAAUCCCAAAUUCUUUCUAUCCAAGUCACGCCAACCAGUACUAUUCAUCCUCUAGCCCGACAAAUGAUGGCACAACAAUUAACUCUCACCAAAAUCAGGUCAACGUGCCUUCACAACUAAGUUCAUCUCAAUUUAAUUUUGUACCAAGCUCCGGCUACCAAGCAAAGUAUCAAUCUGUACCUUCUAAAUCAUCAAACAGUAAUAUUCACUUGGCUUUUCUACAACCAUCAUCAGGACUUUCAACAUCUCAUUUAAGUUUUCCACAUGCAGUCUAUUCUCAGCCUACUCACAUAACUUCUUACGGAAAUCCGCUGUUAAAUUCAGUUUUGCCACAUGGUAACUUUAAUUUUGCCACAAAUUAUCAACCUUUAUCCUUUGGAUCUCCCUAUCUGGGAUAUCCGACGGUGCUUUUUCCACAAUUAAGUUCUCCAUUGUAUAACAAUCACCUUCAUUCAACUCCAGGUCAGGGUAUUUAUUAUUCAACAAAUACUCAGCCUAAGUAUACUUAUUCUCAAAGUAUUCAAUCUUCGACGUCUAAUGACUAUGAUAAACUACAAGGGUCUACUUUGCAAAGUUCUCCAAAAGAUAAUGAUAUUUCGGCACAGAGUAGCGAAUUAAUUCACAACGACUCAGUACCGGGUUAUAAAGGCGGAUAUACCAGUCGCAGUUCCACAUAUACAAAAUGA